AUUCUACUGUUCUUUCUCUAUUCUAUUUUAGCACAUUUUUGUGUUUUGAAUCCUAAUUUUUGGUUAAACUUGUUGCUGUGUAUAUUAAUUUUAAACUUGUUCCUCUCUAUUUCCUCUGUGAGUUCGCUUUCUAUUUUCAUCUUCACUUCUCUGCGAUAUCGUCGAUGUUAGAAUUGGAGCUUCACAAUUUAUCCGACGACGCCGCUUCGCAGCAACAAGGUUCUGCUAGCGUCAUGCUGCGAAGCGACAGUACUAAGGUGAGCUCGCCUCAUAAGUGGGACGAUGCUGAGAUUGUGUUUUUGAAGGACAAUGUGGCAAUUCAUCCAACGCAGUUUGCAUCAGAAAGAAUUAGUGGAAGAAUGAAGCUGUUUAAGCAAGGCACUUCCUUGUUCAUGACUUGGGUUCCUUCCAAAGGCCAUAGCUCAGAGGCGAGCCUUUCUGAGAAAGAGAGAAGCCUUUACACCAUAAGAGCGGUGCCCUUCACUGACAUUAGGUCCAUCCGGAGGCAUUCACCUGCACUUGGAUGGCAAUAUAUCAUUGUUGUUCUAUCAUCAGGACUUGUUUAUCCUCCACUGUACUUCUAUAGUGGAGGAGUCAAAGAAUUCCUUGCUACAAUUAAGCAACAUGUUCUUCUUCUGAGAUCCGCCGAAGAUGCAAAUGUGUUCCUUGAAUCCUAA
This is a messenger RNA of Arachis ipaensis, 677 nucleotides long. Lineage: Eukaryota; Viridiplantae; Streptophyta; Magnoliopsida; Fabales; Fabaceae. The record is from RefSeq and is a predicted model, not a curated record.